CUGCUCCGCCCCCGCACCACAGGCCCUCAGCGGGUCACACAGCAACAUGAUGGCGCCUGGAGGAGCCCUAGCUUCGGUCCAGUCGUAGUGUAAAGGACCGGUGUUGACCCGGCAGGAUGAACCCCUGCGCCCAGUAUCUGCGCCAGGCGGAGGCCCUGAAGGCUGACAUGACAGACUCCAAGCUGGGGGCAGCAGAGGUGUGGACGUCCCGCCAGGCGCUGCAGGAUCUCUACCAGAAGAUGCUGGUGACGGACCUGGAGUACGCUCUGGACAAGAAGGUGGAGCAGGACCUGUGGAACCACGCCUUUAAGAACCAGAUCACCACCCUGCAGAGCCAGGCCAAGAACCGGGCCAACCCCAACCGGAGCGAGGUCCAGGCCAACCUGUCGCUGUUCCUGGAGGCCGCCAGCGGCUUCUACACUCAGCUGCUCCAGGAGCUCUGCACCGUCUUCAACGUGGACCUGCCCUGCCGCGUCCGGUCGUCUCAGCUCGGCAUCAUCAGCAGCAAGCAGAGCGGCGGCGGCGGUGGCGGCAUCAUCACGCCUCAGCCCAGCUCCUGCUCCUACAUCUGCCAGCACUGCCUGGUCCACCUGGGAGACAUCGCUCGCUACCGGAACCAGACCAGCCAGGCAGAGUCGUACUACAGACACGCAGCCCAGCUGGUUCCAUCCAACGGUCAGCCCUACAACCAGCUGGCCAUCCUGGCCUCCUCCAAAGGAGACCACCUCACCACCAUCUUCUACUACUGCCGCAGCAUCGCCGUCAAGUUCCCCUUCCCUGCAGCCUCCACCAACCUGCAGAAGGCUUUGUCCAAGGCGCUGGAAAGCCGCGAUGAGGUCCGAACCAAGUGGAGCGUCUCUGAUUUCAUCAAAGCCUUCAUCAAGUUCCACGGCCACGUCUAUCUGAGCAAGAGCCUGGAUAAACUGGACCCCCUGAGGGAGAAGCUGGAGGAGCAGUUUCAGAGGCUGAUCCUGCAGAAAGCCUUUAGCUCCCAGCAGCUGGUCCACAUCACCGUCAUCAACCUGUUCGAGCUGCAUCACCUCAGAGACCUGACGGCCGACGGCGGCGAGCCCGGCUGCAGCGGCGAGCAGCAGCUCAGCUGGUUCCAGCUGCUCGGACUCUUCGUGUCCUUCCUGGGAGUGAUGUGCAGCCGGGUUCUGCUCGACAAGAACCGAGGGGAGGAGCUGAUGGGGGAGUGUCCUCUGCCGGCCAUCAAGCUGUCCUUGGAUUGGCUCAAACUGCGGAGCAGCAUCUUCCAGGAAGCGGCCGUGGAGAACAGGAAGUACAUCUGGCCGUGGCUGGUGUCCAUCCUCAACAGCUUCCAGCCCAGAGAGGAAGACCUCUCCUCCUCCUCUUCCUCCUCAGUGCUGCCGCUGCCGGAGGAGUUUGAGCUGCAGGGUUUCCUGGCGCUGCGACCGGCUCUCAGGUGUUUGGACUUCACCAGAGGUCACCAGGGCAUCCUUCUGGAUCGGGACGGGCUGCCGCUGCACGCUCGCCACCAGCGGCUGAUCGCUCUGGGGAAAUGGAUGGCCGACAACCAGCCGGGGCUGAUCCGGUGCCGAGUCAACGAAGACGGGCUCCUCCUCUUCCUCACCGACAUUCCAGAGGAGGCCAUCCCGGAGCCUCAGGAGAAGGAGGCCCCGGUGCUGCAGGAGUCGUCCAACGGUGAGCAGAGCCAGAACGACGGCGGCACUGCGGGCCUGAAGUCGGUUCUGUCUGCCGGGAAGACGCAGAGCUCGUGGUCGGACAGCGGUGAGCGGCCCGUCGUCACCUUCAAGGAGAACAUCAAGCCCAGAGAGCAGAGCCAGGAGCCCGCCAGGAACCUCCCACUGAAAGACCUCGGCAAGGAGCGCCGCGACUUAUGCAAGGGCAACGGGACCGCCGCCGGCACCGGCGCCGCCAUCGGGAAAGGAGAGCCCAAGAGGGACGGGAAGAGGAAGAGCGAGAUGAAGAAGGCCGGCCAUGAGAAGACGGCUGAUGUAGGCAAACAGGUGAAGGCUCAGACGGAGCUGAGGAAGACUCCGGUCUCUGAGGCCAAGAAGACUCCGCCCACCCAGACCCAGACCACCUGCUCGUCCCAGUUCAUCCCCAUCCAUCACCCCGGAGCGUUCCCCCCGCUGCCCAGCAGACCCGGUUUCCCCCCCUCGGCCUACGUCAUCCCCCCCCCUGUGGCGUUCCCAGGCCUGCAGGUGAAUCCAGGCUUCACCUUCCCCGCCGGAGUCUCGGUCCCCGCUCCUUUCCUCCAGUCUGCGGUCCACGGCGGGGCGGGCGGCCAGGCUGGGAAGCAGUCCCACAUUCCCUACAGCCAGCAGAGACCGUCGGGGCCCGGCUCGGCGGGCCAGGGCCCGGGGCCCCUCAACCAGGUGCCCUCCCAGGCUCAGCAGCAGCAGCCGUCCCCCCAGCAGGCCCUGCAGCAGUCGGUGCAGCUGCAGGUCCAGGCCCUCAGUCAGCAGCAGCAGUCGCCCACCAAACCGGUGCAGCAGGGGGGGAUGGGUAAGAGCCCGCCCCACCACCCGGGCCUGCAGCAGUACAUCCAGGACCAGACGGCCCCCAUGUGGAACCAGUCCCAGGCGGCGCUGCAGAAGAUGUCCCCCCUGCAGAUGUCCAUGAAGCAGCAGCAGGCGUUCUUCCUGGGGGGCCAGGACCCCCUGAAGCUGUACGAGCAGCAGCUGCAGCCUCAGAUCUCCAACAUGGACAAGAAGAUGAAGUUCCCUGACGUGAAGAUCCAGGACUUCUACUGGGAGCCGUCGUACCGGAUGGAGCGCACGGCGGAGGGGCUGGCCAUGAUGGGGGACAGGAUGAAGAGGCCCCCUCCUGGUGGGAUGUGUGUGGAGCAGGAGGUCCCUACGGGGCCCCGAGGAGCCCCAUUCGAGGACAAGAGCUCGCCUUUCCUUCCUCCUGACCUGUUAAAAACUCUAGCAGACUUUGAGGAGGACGAGGAGCUGAUCUUUGCUAAGCCUCCUGAUUUCUUCCAGGCGCUGGCCGGCCCCCUUAGCUCUGCUCCUGGACCCAAUAUCUUUCUGCCAAACCAGAGCAGGAUGGAGAGCAGCCAGGAGGCGGUGGGCCAGUCGUCGUCUCUGCUGCCCAUCAGCGGCUUCCCAGUGCAGGAGUUUAACCACAGCAGCAUCUUCAGCCAGGCCUACGGGAAGAACCUGCCGCCCAGCUCCAAACCCGACUCUCCCAUGAUGCAACAGGAGCCCUCCCUCUACUCGCUGUUCCAGGGGAACCCCUGGUCCCCCUCCCUCCCUGCCAGCUCAGACCACUCCACCCCAGCCAGCCAGUCCCCCCACUCCUCCAACCCCAGCAGCCUGCCCUCCUCCCCUCCCACCCACAGCCACGGAGCCGUGCCCUUCUCCAACUUUGGCCCCAUUGGAACCCCAGACAGCCGAGACCGGCGGGUCGUGGACCGCUGGAAAGCUGAGAAACCAGGAAGUGGCUUUGGUCUGGACUACCUCCCAGCUGCAGCGUCCUCCUCAGGCCCUGAGCCCAGUUGGCACCAGGGCGGUUCCACAGGGAGUUCCUGGACCAAUCAGGAGUCUCCGAUGGACGAGUCGUCCUCCACUGUGCUGCUUGACAGCCUGAAGUCCAUCUGGUCCAGCUCCAUGAUGCAGCCGGGCCCGUCGGCGCUGGAGCAGCUCCUUCUGCAGCAGAAGCAGAAGCAGCAGAGAGGCCACGGCGCCAUGAACCCGCCUCACUGAAGCGCAGCGCCAGGCGGCGCUUUGUGUCCGGACGAACCACCACCAGGAGGAACAGAGGAAAAAAAACACACAUCAAUUAAACCGGCGAGAACCGGUGGAGGCCGGGGAGGCGAGGCAACCCCCCGAUGAGGCUCAAUCACACCCCCACCCCCACACCCCCCUCGGCUGUUCGAGGAGCGGCGACGCCCCUCCUGGAUCGGAGGGUGCGGGAUCUCUUGAACGGCGGCGCCGCGCUGCCGCCGGGUUUCCUUCAACCGGCUGAACUUUGAGGAACCCCCCCACCCCAACCAACACCCCGACCCCCGAACUCAGAACACCUGGACACCUCCACCUUUCUUCUUCACGGGAACAAGGAGGACGUCACUCUGAGGACGGGGUGGUUUAACAGGGAGGGGGGGCAGGUGGAGCGCAGGGGGCGGGACUUUCUGAUCUCCUUUCAUUUUCAUCGGAGUGGGAGGAAGAGGAGGAGGAGGAAGGCUUUAAAUACCUACUGAUCAUAUAUGGGCUUAGUUGGACCGGGGGUGGACGGGACGGGACCUCCCAGCUGCAGACCGCAGGAGGUCGUGGGUCAGAAGCGGCGAGCCGGCCCAUCGUAGGGGUAGUGCUACUGUUAGCGUGCUACUGUUAGCGUGCAGAGAUUCCACAUAUUAACUCCUGAAGAUUAACGUGUAUUUAGUGAUUUUGUUCGUAGCAGUUUUAGCUUCUCGCUGCUUCAUCCAGGAGCUUCUUUCCUGAAGACUCACUGCCUCUACUUCCUGUACGGCUUUACUCCACGAAGAAGAAGAAAAAA
Molecule: messenger RNA, 4488 nt
Organism: Cyprinodon variegatus (sheepshead minnow)
Lineage: Eukaryota; Metazoa; Chordata; Actinopteri; Cyprinodontiformes; Cyprinodontidae
Gene: smg7
Product: SMG7 nonsense mediated mRNA decay factor
Exons: 23
Coding region: 117-3698 (1193 amino acids)
Biological process (GO): nuclear-transcribed mRNA catabolic process, nonsense-mediated decay
Cellular component (GO): telomerase holoenzyme complex
Molecular function (GO): telomerase RNA binding; telomeric repeat DNA binding; protein binding
Source: RefSeq, a predicted model, not a curated record